AUGUCUUUCGUGGAGCACCGCAGCCGCAUUGUGGGGGCCUUCCCCGAUGAUAUCAUCGUUCUCAAGGGGGGCGAGCAGACUGCCCGUUACAACACAGACAGAGACAUAAUGUUCCGCCAGGAGUCGAACUUCCUCUACGUCACGGGCUGUAGCGAGCCGGGCUGUGUCGCUUUCAUCGACUCGCGCUAUAACGUCUUCAUGCUGUUUGUUCCCCGCUACAGUCCUGAGCAUGCUCUUUGGCUCGGUGAGCCGGAAAGUAACGACUUCAAGCAGGCGAAGUACGGCGCCUCCAACGUGAUGUACAUCGACGAACUGCCGGCUGUCCUGGAGCAGACGGCGGGGCGCACCAUCCACAUAGUCGAUGGUCUACCCAAUAUUGAGUUUCCAGAGGGCGCUCUUGUCCUCAAGGACCUUGGCCCGGUGAUUGCGGAAGCCAGGGUCUACAAGACAGACUGGGAGAUAGAGCAGAUGACCAAGGCCGCACAGGCUGGUGCAGACGCCCAGAGGGCCGUUAUGAAGCUCCUUACGGAUAAGAUGCACGAGUUUCACGCCGAGGCGCUCUAUGUCGGCUACGUCAUGGCCCGUGGAUGCAGGCAUACGUCCUUCGAUUGUAUCACAGCAGGAGGACAGCACGCGUCGAUCCUCCACUACGUUGACAACGUCUACAAGCUUAACGCUGGGGACACGUUUCUCCUCGACUCUGGCUGCGAGGUCAACGGCUAUGCCUCGGAUCACACACGUACCUUCCCUGUCAGCCAGCGCUUUACUCCGCGCCAGGAGGCCCUCUAUAACGUUGUCCUCCGCGCAAACAAGGAGUGCAUAGCCAUGUGCCAGCCUGGUACUCCGUGGGAGAACGUUCAUAUGCACGCCCUUUCCGUCAUCCUCCAGGGCCUCCGCGAGUGCGGCAUUGUCAGGUCCGAAGGAUCGUUCACGGACCAGAUGGAGGCUGGCGUGCCCACCAUCUUCAUGCCACACGGGCUCGGUCAUCUGAUCGGCCUUGAUGUCCAUGAUGUUGGUGGCUACAGGGACGACAUUCCGCGCUCGACAGAUCCUAGGCUCUGCAGACUGCGUACCCGCCGCACCCUGGCUCCGCGCAUGGUCAUCACGGUCGAGCCAGGACUCUACUUUGUCCCGGGCUUCCUCGCAAGAGCGUAUGAUGACCCCAUCAUCGCGCCACACAUCAACUUCGAUGUGGUGGAGGAGUAUCGCGCAGAGUGCGGAGGGUAUCGGAUUGAGGAUGACGUCCUGGUCACUCCGGAUGGCCCCAUUGUCCUCCCCGGUGCUCCUAAGGAGCUCAGCGAGAUCUAUGCCCUCAGAGACCAAGCCUACCAGUGA
Molecule: messenger RNA, 1335 nt
Organism: Giardia duodenalis
Lineage: Eukaryota; Fornicata; Diplomonadida; Hexamitidae
Product: Xaa-Pro dipeptidase
Exons: 1
Coding region: 1-1335 (444 amino acids)
Molecular function (GO): manganese ion binding; metalloaminopeptidase activity
Source: RefSeq, a predicted model, not a curated record